This is a messenger RNA of Podospora anserina S mat+, 633 nucleotides long. RefSeq lists its product as uncharacterized. The record is from RefSeq and is a predicted model, not a curated record. The coding region runs from base 1 to 633 and encodes 210 amino acids. The transcript is spliced from 2 exons. Lineage: Eukaryota; Fungi; Ascomycota; Sordariomycetes; Sordariales; Podosporaceae.
AUGCUACCGCUUCUGUUCUUCCUUCUCCCCUCCCUCACCCUCUCCUCCCCCGCUGUCUUCCCCUCUGAUGACAGUAACAGCCCUUCCUCCUCAGCCAAUAACAACAACAACAACAACAACCACAACAACCCCACCGAUCUAACAGCCCCAACCCCAGAAUACCCCCUCCCCUGGAGCCUCACUCACUCCUCCUCCUCCCCAGCAGAGCCAGACAUCUGGACCGACGACCCCACCCUCGCCACCCCCUCCCCGCAAUACCCCCUCCCCUUCGCCUCCACCUCCAACAGCACUUUCGCAUCCCUAGUCUCGCAAGCCAGAAUCAGAAUCGGCUGCACAAACAACCCCGUCGACGCGUCCGAGUUAGAGAACAGUCUCACUUGCUUGAGCAACUGGUGCAGCACCGGGAACACGAUCCCGCCCCGUGGGGGGGAGUUUUGUAAUGUUGGGGGGAGUAUGAUGUAUAUCUGUUCUUAUGGAGGUGAUAACCCUUGCAGUGCUAAUGAGAUGGUUACUGCUUGGGGGAGUAUACAGAGGGAUUGUGGGCCGGGCAGGGGGGGGUGGUGGUUUAGUAAUGAUUGGAAGAAGACUUAUGGGAUCGAUUCGGCAGGGGCGAACGUUUGUGGGAAUUUGUAG